ACUUGCUUUUGCUGUGAUAUUCCUCUCAUUUGUGUCAGGAAGUUAGGAUUUAAGAACAUAAUAAGCAUGAGCAUGUCCAUUUUUUGCAGCGCAGGCCCAUGUGGAGGAAUACAUGCCGCGCUCUUCCCUCCCUCUCUGUGACGCGCUGAGGGGAACCAGAGGAACAAGCCCUGUGUGAGACAGAAAGGAAAAGGGAGGCACAGAGAGGGAUAAAGGGGGAGAGGGGGACAUAUUCGCUGUGAGGAAGAGAGGCGUGCCAAUAAUCAAGGAUUUUGGAUGAGGACGCGCGUCUCGGAGAACACAUGGGAACUCACUGGAUCAUUUACGCAGCGUCACGGAGCCGCCGUGAGAGAAGAGGGGCUCCCUGAGCUGCUGUUGCUGCUGCCUGUUGUGUGCCUGUCCUGAAUGAGCUCGGACACCGAACCUUGUGCGGGACAAAAUCAAAGCUGACACGGAUAUACGACUCGCAGAAACACGGGAUCCUUCGCUAAAAUGCAGGGUCUGAGUUCCAGGGCUCACGCGUUUUCGGUGGAGGCGCUGGUUGGGAAACCCUGCAAGAGGAUGAAAGUCUCGGAGGGACACGAGUCAAGUUUAGCUGCAGACACCGGGAGCGACACGAGCAUCUUCACAGGCCUGAAUGAUUAUCCAGUCAGCCAGAUGAAAAAAGCAAGUUCAACGCCGAGGAGGACGGAGGACACUUGCUGUGACCCCGACAGACAGACUGUGAGAUCACGGGCUGAAGAGGCUGACCCCAGCGGGGAGGAGAACAAGCCGAAGGAGGGCGACUGCCGCCCAGACAGAGAGGUCCGGGUAGAGCUGCAGGGCUCCGAGCUGUGGAAGAGAUUCUAUGAGAUCGGCACCGAGAUGAUCAUCACUAAAGCUGGCAGGAGGAUGUUUCCCUCUGUGCGCGUCAAAGUGCGCAAUCUGGACCCGUGCCAACAAUACUACAUUGCGAUGGACGUCAUGCCAGUGGACUCAAAACGCUACAGGUACGUGUACCACAGCUCGCAGUGGAUGGUGGCAGGAAACACGGACCACUCCUGCAUCUCUCCCAGGCUUUACGUACACCCAGACUCGCCGUGCGCAGGAGAGACGUGGAUGCGUCAAGUCAUCAGUUUUGACCGAGUGAAACUCACCAACAACGAGAUGGACGAUAAGGGACAUAUAAUCCUUCAGUCGAUGCAUAAAUACAAGCCACGUGUGCACAUCAUCCAGCAUGACCCUCGGAUGGACUUGUCACAAAUCCAGUCGCUGCCUGCUGAAGGAGUGCACAGCUUCUCCUUCCCAGAAACUGAGUUCACCACAGUCACAGCCUAUCAGAAUCAACAGAUCACAAAACUAAAAAUCGACAGGAACCCGUUCGCCAAGGGCUUCAGAGAUCCAGGAAGGAAUAGGGGAGUGUUGGAUGGCUUGUUGGAGACAUAUCCCUGGAGGGGCCCUCUCAGCUUAGACUUCAAGCCUUUUACCAUACAGUUUCAAGGGGGCUCCGGGUCACCGACCAGCAGUGACAAGGGUCUCCUCCCUCUCUCCUCGUCUUCAUCCCUUCGUCCGUUCUCCGUGUCAGCGCUCUCCUGCCAGGACGCCACUCUGCACACCCUCGCCCUUCCUCUUUACGGCAAGGCCUCCUCCGCAUCGCCCAACUCCCCGUUGCCCGGCAGAGCCUUCUCCUCCCUGGGAGCAGACAGACUAAGAGGUCUGCCCCAGCUGUCUCCGCUGACAGACCUCCCACUCCUCUCAGCGCUGCAGGCAAAGAAACCUGCGCACUGUAGGGACCCAUGUCUUCACGGAUCUCUGGGGGGCUCCCCGUGUUUCUUCCCCCUCCACAGCCCAAUCAGCCCUCAGGGGCCCUCUCUCCUCCCUCAUCUCUCUGAUACUGUGGGUCCCUACUGUCUUUACCGCUACAGCUUCCCCCUGAACCCCCAAUUCACAGCCAUUUCCCGGCAUGCCAAACUAGUCGAUGACACCACAGACAGUCUGCUGCGCCAGUCUCCAUGGCACCCGACCACCAACCACUGCCUCUGACAGCUGGACCGCACUUUAAUGCUCCGGCCCAUUGAGUGUAACAAGCCAAAGCUUACUGCAGCAAAGCAGAGAAGGCUGAUUCUCUGUUGAAGACUCAGUGGAGCAAUAAAAGCAGAACUGUGGCUGUCUGGAUGUUUUUUGUAUUUAAAAACUGUUUCGUAAGUGUAUUGGAUUCACCAGCACAAAAACUGACCCUGAAGCAGAUCAUGGGCAGCCCCUCUUCACUGUGCAUACUCAACCUACAGCCAAAAGGCCCGACAUUAGCGUGAUCAGAAAUGUAGACAGGAUGUAGAUUUUUAUUUGGGACAGAAAGCUUCUUUAACACAAGGCGGAAUGUGUUUCCUGCCUUAACUACUUAACAGGCUGCAACAGUGUUACCAAACAGUAUCAGCAAUAGGACCUGAGGUAUGUAAUUUAAAUAUUACUGAACAUGAGAAGGACUGUUAAACUGACCACAAGUGCCCAUUAAAGUAUUUUUCAUAUUUUGUAGUUCAGAUUGUACACCAGCAUUCAAAAUGUUCUUUUUUCAUACAAAGAGUGUGUUAUACAAGGCAAAAGAGGAACUUCUAGUGUAUUCCAAAGUACAACAGCAAAACAUAUGUCCUGUUGUGCAACAGGAAGCAAUUUUGAAUACGAAAUUAUGCAAAAACGUCCUUUGAGGUACUUCACUGUUUCUUGGAAUUGGACAGACAUUAUGAUGUAAUUAUAUGAUGUUGCGCUUUCCGGGCUCUAAACUAAGCUGAAUCUCAGUGGCCACCCCUGACUAAUAACAUGAGCUCAUCAGGUCUCUGUGUGAUUUUAGAGGAAGAACAACAGCUGCCAGGUUUCAGGUGGCCAGUUUCCAUUCCCGUACUUUGUUACCAAUAACAGGACUAAUCAGAGACGCAUGGCGGUCAAAGGGUUGUUCCAUACAGGCCUUUAUACACAACACGAUUGGAAUAAGGAUCCUUGCCCUCUGAAAUAUGCUAAAGCGAGCGUGUCACUAUUGUAACACUGUUCCAGGAAACACAGUAAACCAAUACUGCUGUGUUAAGAACCUGACUUUCAAAAACAUGUGGACGUUUUUUUAAAAAAAAAAAGUAAAUUCCAGUGCGCAGAAUGAAAACCUCUCAUAACUGUGGGCCAACAUAAUGCUGUGUUUUUUGCCCAUACCAAAGGGGGCACACCCGUUCAGACGCUGAUGUGAUAAUUCCUACCUUCAGCUCAGACUCAAAACCCUGCACCAUCCCUCGUUCCCUCCCUUCUUCUCAGUGCAACUAGGAGCGGCGGUUUAGGCAAAGCGGGGGAAAUGGCCUUUUUCCCGACAAACGGUCAUAACCAAACAGCAAUUUUCUUGUCAUGGCCAAGCGUGGCAGUGAGCUAAUGCUUGCUGGACGUGGAAAUAGCAGGAAGGAGUUAAUUGUGGAACUCAGGCAGGGGAUGGCCCGUGUCUCAGUGCUCAGUCAGGUGCGUUGCUAUCAAACAGCCUGUCCUUUGUCUGCAGACGGACAUAAUCUGCACUGGUUAUUUGAUACUGUCUGUCAUUUCCAUGUUUGACUGUGUAGGACAAUCAUUUUAAACUCCCAGCUAAUUCCUGAUCUUUCAAUUAGACAAAUUGCUUUCAUACCAGGAGAGCUGAACGUUGCACCUGCUGCCCUCCAGUAGAAUAAUACACAAACACAAAUUACAUAGAUUAAGAUUUGAGCAGCUGACAUUUAUUUGUGUCUUAAUACUGUUGCUGUUGUACUAUGUUGCAAGUGGUAAGCAACAUUUGGGAAAUUGACUUUAAUUAGGUUGUACAUGUAUACACUUUGCAACACUAAAAGUAUUUUGGAUAUGAGAAAUAUUUUAAUAAUGUGGCAAAUAUUUCUGUUUUUUUGCAUUCUUGUUGAGAAAUAAACAAGAAGAUCUUUAAUGCUGCCAUGUCUGUACACUAAAUAUGAAGCUACUGCCACCCUGGAAAUGCAAAAACCAGUGUGCCUUUAUACACGAUAUCUCAUGUUUAACUCAUGCAAAAUAGAGUGAAACAAACUCAGGUUGUGAUUUUACAGUAUGUAGAGAGCUGUUUCUUAGCUAAGUGAGGUAACUGCCAACGUUUUUACUCUUCUGCUUUUGUACAGUUUAAACAGCCAAGGUGACGUGUGCUAACGUGUUUCAUUUCUCGAUGCUAUCGG
Scatophagus argus is the source of this 4175-nucleotide messenger RNA. It is a transcript of the gene tbx22, whose product is annotated as T-box transcription factor 22. Gene Ontology annotation, molecular function: RNA polymerase II cis-regulatory region sequence-specific DNA binding; DNA-binding transcription factor activity, RNA polymerase II-specific. The coding region runs from base 493 to 2022 and encodes 509 amino acids. Gene Ontology annotation, cellular component: nucleus. NCBI's taxonomy places the organism in Eukaryota, Metazoa, Chordata, Actinopteri, Scatophagidae. The transcript is spliced from 8 exons. Gene Ontology annotation, biological process: positive regulation of DNA-templated transcription; cell fate specification; regulation of transcription by RNA polymerase II. The record is from RefSeq and is a predicted model, not a curated record.